AGGAAUACAACUGGCAGUGCUUUAACAGAAUCCAGGGAGUUGAUUCUCCCUGCUUUGCAACGUCUUUGCCCAAUAAGGCAGCUAUGGGGACCGCAGAAAAGGACAGAAAACUCUGAAAAAAGACAUCAGCUUGAGCACCCAAAGAAUGGAACACCAAGCUGCUUUGUCUGAGGGAACUCAAGUGGCACUGAAUUUGUCUACCUGCCUGGGCAACGGAUGUGUGACUGCUGCAGAACAUCAUUUUCAGCACCAUGGACAGUUCUCAGCACCUGUCACUGUCUUGUUGGCAAUACUCAUGGGAUUCCUAGCGUUGGUCACCGUCUUGGGCAACGCAUUGGUCAUCUUGGCGUUUGUGGUGGACAAAAGCCUACGGACCCAAGGGAACUUCUUCUUCCUGAACUUGGCCCUGGCAGAUUUUUUAGUGGGUGGAUUUUGUAUUCCCCUUUACAUCCCAUAUAUCCUGACCGAUGAAUGGAAAUUUGGGAAAGGCCUGUGUAAGCUCUGGUUGGUGGUCGAUUACUUAGUCUGCACAGCUUCUGGCUUCAACAUUGUCUUGAUCAGUUUUGACCGAUUCAUCUCCGUAACGAGGGCGGUGAGCUACAGAGUUCAGAAAGGGAUGACCAAAAGCACGGUGGUGAAGAUGGUUACGGUGUGGAUUGCAGCAUUUCUCCUUUAUGGUCCAGCCAUUAUCAGCUGGGAGUACAUAGCCCAGCAGACCAUCAUCCCUAAGAACAAGUGUUAUGCCGAAUUCCACUACAACUGGUACUUCCUCAUGAUUGCCUCCACCAUUGAGUUCUUCACACCAUUCAUCAGUGUCACCUACUUCAACUUAAGUAUCUAUUUCAACAUUCGCAAGCGGACGCCGGUCGGAAGCGAGAGCUCCUCAGCAGCCCCAAAGGACUGUGGACUUCUUUGCUGCAGGAAGAAACGAGACCACGUCGUAGUUUUCACAAAAAGAGAGGACGAGAGGAACGAAAAGGUGAGAAGCUUCACCCCUAGCAAGACUGCGAUGGGGAGUCUCGGCAUCCAUCACCUCCAGACUCACUCAGUAGAGUUUAACAUCAGUCAAGAUUUUCCACCUUGGAAGGUAGACAUUCAAACCGAAUCACCAUGGGGCGGUGUCUACAAAGCUCUAGAGAACAUAUCCGGCCCCACGGGGAAAGCAGAGGUGGCCAAUACUGCCGCUAGCCGGUUUCGGCUUUCCCGCGAUAAGAAAAUAGCCAAAUCUUUAGCCAUUGUUGUCUGCAUCUUUGCUGUAUGUUGGGCACCCUACACCCUUCUAAUGAUCAUCAGAGCGGGUUGUCACGGGAGAUGCAUCCACCAUGAUCUCUAUGAAGUAUCAUUUUGGCUACUGUGGUUGAAUUCAGCUAUUAAUCCCGUAUUAUAUCCUUUGUGCCACAUCAGUUUCAGAAAAGCCUUUUUGAAAUUGCUCUGUCCGGCCAAGGCAAAAAUCCACCCUAAUAUUUUUACGUGAGAGGGAACACUGAAGAGACGCUUCUGCUUAGGUACCUUUGACAUAGAACCACUGAGCGUGAACGUAUCCUCCGAGUAGGAAAGGCAAAUUCAAAUGUUCGAUCCCGAGAGAUCGACUUCUACAUCUUUUGAGCAAAAAUGAAAAGAAUGGAGAAAGCUCAACCUUGGGUUUCAGAAAACGCAAGAAAUUUACACUGCUUUGCAGUGCUUAUGUAUGCAAAUGAGGACUAAUUUAUUCUCCGGUACCUAAGCUCAGCACGCUUUGUAAAUUCCCAACCGAGUCCUCAUUCGUAAGAAAUAAUGUAAUUCUGAUAUAAAGCAAUUUAACCA
Molecule: messenger RNA, 1803 nt
Organism: Pantherophis guttatus
Lineage: Eukaryota; Metazoa; Chordata; Lepidosauria; Squamata; Colubridae
Product: histamine H3 receptor-like
Biological process (GO): adenylate cyclase-inhibiting G protein-coupled acetylcholine receptor signaling pathway; chemical synaptic transmission; G protein-coupled receptor signaling pathway, coupled to cyclic nucleotide second messenger
Cellular component (GO): plasma membrane; synapse; dendrite
Molecular function (GO): G protein-coupled serotonin receptor activity; histamine receptor activity; G protein-coupled acetylcholine receptor activity
Source: RefSeq, a predicted model, not a curated record